CCAGUAUUUCUCUCGGCUUUAUGAGGUCACAUGGAAACAGCAUCCUUUAAACAAUGCCCAAAGUUCCAUUCCAAUCAGCCUCCAAGGACUUCCACAGCAGGAAACGGAUCAUCCCCCGAUGACCACACGCCAUGGAACAGACACUCAAUGGCUGAACGCAUACGUCAACCAUGUGACCAAACUUCUCAUAACCACAGCCUACAGCAUCAUGGACGAUGCUGCUAUCCUUAAAAAGAGAGGCUACAUCAUGGGCGCGAAUUUAGGGGAAGGAUCCUACGCCAAAGUGAAAUCUGCCUACUCGGAACGGUUGAAGUUCGAUGUAGCUAUCAAAAUCAUCGACCGGAAGAAAGCGCCUCCGGAUUUUUUGGAGCGGUUCCUCCCGAGAGAAAUCGACAUCUUGGCCAAAGUCAACCACCACUCCAUCAUCAAAACCUACGAGAUCUUCGAGACCUCCAACGGCAAAGUCUACAUCGUGAUGGAGCUCGGCAUCCAGGGCGACUUGCUGGAAUUCAUCAAGCUGAAAGGGGAGAUGCCCGAAGACAUCGCUCGCAAGAUGUUCCGUCAACUGUGCACCGCCAUUAAAUACUGCCACGACACCGACAUCGUGCAUCGGGAUUUGAAAUGCGAAAACCUUCUACUCGACAAAGAUUACCACAUUAAACUUUCGGACUUUGGUUUCGCCAAACGGCUGGUACGGGACGAAGACGGCAAAGUGAUUUACAGCAAAACUUUCUGCGGGUCGGCUGCUUACGCCGCCCCGGAGGUCUUGCAGGGAAUCCCUUACGAGCCCAAAAUUUACGACAUGUGGAGCCUGGGGGUUAUCCUCUACAUCAUGGUCUGUGGCUCCAUGCCUUACGAUGACUCGAACAUCCGGAAAAUGUUACGCUUGCAGAAGGAGCACAGGGUGCAUUUCCCCAAGUCCAAAAACCUGACCAUCGAAUGCAAAGAUCUCAUUUAUCGCAUGCUUCAACCCGAUGUGUCAAGACGGUUGCGCAUCGAAGAGGUUUUAAGUCACAUAUGGAUGCAGCCCGGCAAAAUCAGAGCGUUGUCGGCCACGUCCGUCGGGAAGAACGGAGAGAGUUCGCGCAGCACGGCCGAGCAAAAGUCGGAGCACCGAACCGAACGGGAGAAGAACAGCAAAAGCGAAUCCAAACAGACUAUCUCCACCGUAGCUCCUCGGCUGGAAGCGGUGGAAGAAGUGGAGGAGGUCAUCGAAGGAGAGAAGCGCGACGAAGAAGUGGAGAAGAUUGCAGAAGAGUUCGAAAGUAACCUUUGACGUUCGACGGACGCCCUCGCCCCAAAGCAGCAAGACCCCUCGCGUAAGAGGUAGCCCAGUUAACUGACUGGAGAGAGCGGUGUGUGGAAUAAAGUUAAGAGCUAAGCCGGAAGACGCGAUCUGAAACGAAAGGCCACAUACUGAACAAGCCUUUCUGAAUCAGCAGCUUAUUGUAGGCUAAAAGGCCGUUUUAUUAAAUAUUUUUUUAAAUGGAUUAAAAACACUGGGCUGUAGCUGGCAACUCCGGGGAUGAAUCUUACCCAGACGUGCAGAAGGCAGGAAGACGUGGUUCAACUCCAGGAAUGGGACAACUCUCCAUGGCCAGAGGACAAUUCAAUAAUUCAAUUUAAUGGUGUGGUGUUUUUUUUUUUUAAAUUAAAACGUAUUUUAAUUUUCGUCAAUUCA
Molecule: messenger RNA, 1681 nt
Organism: Pantherophis guttatus
Lineage: Eukaryota; Metazoa; Chordata; Lepidosauria; Squamata; Colubridae
Product: testis-specific serine/threonine-protein kinase 2-like
Biological process (GO): protein phosphorylation; intracellular signal transduction; microtubule cytoskeleton organization
Cellular component (GO): cytoplasm
Molecular function (GO): tau-protein kinase activity; ATP binding
Source: RefSeq, a predicted model, not a curated record